GCGGACAUCAUUCAACGGACUCGCAUGCAACUGACUAACAACAUUUGGCACGCCUUGAUCUGUCAUGCCUCUUGUCUGGCAUGCAAGCUUGGCUUUGAGGUUGAUGGGCCAGCGGCUGGAGAGAGAGAGAGAGCGGCUGGAAAGAGAAACUUAGGCCAAGCCAAGUCGGUCAUGGGCGAUGAAAUGGUCAGCCGCACGUCCUCCAUAGUCGAUAGCAAAUCUAAAAGAAUUAGAACUCAUCUAAUCCCUGCAUCCCUUCAAAGUAAAGUAGAUUGCUUACCAAAUCAAUGCUUGGCCUUUGAUGUUGGGGCCAAACAAUGCUUGUCUCCUAAAAGAGUGGAGUUUGAAGGCAUCCCUCCAUUUGCUAUCUCUCCAUCGGCCAGGGAUAAUUUCAGAAUGCGCAAUGUUUAA
Protopolystoma xenopodis is the source of this 411-nucleotide messenger RNA. The record is from the annotation of a GenBank genome assembly. NCBI's taxonomy places the organism in Eukaryota, Metazoa, Platyhelminthes, Monogenea, Polystomatidea, Polystomatidae.